This is a messenger RNA of Purpureocillium lilacinum, 594 nucleotides long. RefSeq lists its product as uncharacterized. The record is from RefSeq and is a predicted model, not a curated record. NCBI's taxonomy places the organism in Eukaryota, Fungi, Ascomycota, Sordariomycetes, Hypocreales, Ophiocordycipitaceae.
AUGGCAGCCUCGACCUCGACAGACCAGGGGCCGCACAGCCGCACCCUGCCGCGACGCAACGACUCGCUCCGAAGCGUCAGUACUGACACGACGUGCGUCCCCCAGAUUCAAGUCCUGCCGCCGACUCGAAAAGCCAAGCCGGCCAAGAUGCGGGAACCAAGAGACACUGGGUUUCCGGAACCCUUUGACGAACGUCGAAACACGACGCUCCCGCACCCCGACGCCGACCUGUCUCCCGACGCGACAAUCUCGCACGAAGAUGUUUCCGGGGAACGGGCACUGAAGCGCCACAGACUCUCAUUCUUGAACAAGCGCAAAAAGACGGUCAGCCACGGCUUCAUCAACCCGCAGUCGGAGGCUCUGUACAGCGGCCUGGUCAUGCCGUUGAUGAUGGGCAUCGACUCGUCCGGCAGAGAGCCCCCGAAGCUGGUCAGCCGGUCGACAUGGAGCCUGCGAGUCUCCAAGGACGGCGGCGAAAGCAUCCGAUCUUUGCGGAGAGACGGAGACGACGAGGAAACGCCCCCCACGUCGCCCGACGUUUCAGAGCACCGGGGGAAGAAAGGAUUCUUUGGCAGACUGCGGCCGAAGAGCUAG